Messenger RNA from Vitrella brassicaformis, 6196 nucleotides. The record is from the annotation of a GenBank genome assembly. Lineage: Eukaryota; Vitrellaceae.
CGGAAUCUGAUGUGGUGAGCGUGUAGCAGCCAUUUUCUGAAUCUACCGACCGGUGAUCUUCCCUCCCUCCCUUGUGCUAUAGUGCGCUCACGAUAAGGCAUCCGAUCUGAAGAUGUUCUUCAAGCGCGUGUUCUCUGCGGGCAAGGCACGGGCCAGGCGGCAGCAGCAGCAGCGGGAGGGACCCAGCCCUCGGAGCCGUUCUCCCGAGAAGCCACCGGCCGAGCCGACCCUGAGCCCCUCCCACUUCAGCGCCAACUCACCGCUGCCGCUGGGCAUGUGCAACUCCACCGAUCUCAUGGCGUACGACCCCGUCCUGCACCUCAUGGCGCUCCCACUCAACACAGGCAACAUGCGCAUCGUCUCAAGGUAUGUCAGCGGACAAGCGAAGCAACACACAGACACACACACAUGCCGGGUGUCAGUCAGAUGGACGGAUGUGGUUUGGUGUGUGGCUUCUCUUCUGCAGUGAGCUCGAGUACAUACUCGAGAACACGGCAGUGGCGGUGCGCUUCGACACGGUGGCCUUCAUCGCCGGCAAGGGGCUCAUCAUCACCACAGGCGUGUCCGCCACCGGCAGGCACCUCAUCCAGUUCUGGAACCUCGCCGCUGCCGACACCGUGGCUGCCUCAGAGUUCUCCCCCUCCACCCUCACUGUCCGCUUCCGCACUACCGUGCUGGAGAAGAGCACUGGCACCCCUGCACUUGGCCCCGUCACCCCCGUCAUGAGCCCGGCGGCCUCACCUCGGCUCUUCUACCUGGGCACCGAUGAGGGCGAUGGUGAGUGAGCAGACUGCAAAGAAAGGGUAUCUAUCACACAUCAUGUCAUGCCUGUCUGUCUGUCUGCAUGUCUGUCUGUGUUUGUGUGGUACGGUACAUGGUGCGUUCAGUCCGGAUUGUAGACGCGAUGCGUCGGGAGCUGACGUCAUACUGCAUCGCUCGCGAGAUGGUGGGCAAGGAGCUGACCAGUGUGUUUGGCAACGGAUGGGCCGAGGCAUUUGCUGACCCUGUCAAGCCACUGCCUGUCCGCCUGCCCGAAACGGCCACCUCCCGCCCCACCGCCACUGUCGGGUUUGUGGUCACGGGCAUCGCUGAGAACCCCGUGGAGCCAUCACGUCUGCUCAUCGGCUAUGCGGGGGGCAUUGUGGUGGAAUGGAGCCUCGACAAAUGCAAGUGAGCCAGAGAGACCACUGAGGGAGGCAGGGAAGGAGGGAGGGAGGGAGAGUGGUCUGGCAUGCGUAGGUGAUUAUAUGUGAUGUGGGUGCUGUGUUGGAUUGGUGCGGUGCCUGCAGGGUGUCCCGUAUCUUUAGUUCAGUCGGCAGUGGUCGCCCCGGGCUGCCCAACUUUUCGGUCCACUCGCUGACAUGGCACCCCGACGGUCGGCUGUUUGCCGUGGCGGGCAUGGGUGGAGGCGGGGCCAUCCCGCGGGAGCCCCUGGUGCUGGUCUUCAACUCUCACGGCAAGAUCGCCUGCCCCGCUGCUACCGUGUCGCUCCCUGGCGUCACUGGCGCCACACUCAGGGUUAGCGAGAGGCCACACACCACACCAGCAACUAGGUGCCCUGCAUAGAGGCAUCUCCGGUCUUCCUGUCUCUUGUGUGUCGUGUUCGCAGGCUGCGAUCGUGCCGUUCAUUUACUGGGACGCCCCCGCCACCACAGCUCCCCCUCCACCCCCACCAAUCAUCAAGACACAAUCACCCUCGACGCCGGGCGGUCGCCCCCAAAGACCCCCUCCUACUGCUGCAGGCUCAUUGCAGGUGCCCGCUCAGGCACCUCCAAGCGCAGUCGUUAUCGGUGGAUCCAUCGCAGCAUCGCGGGGCCAUCCCCAAGCGUCGUCGGCCCCCUUACCUCAGGGCGUCACCGUCCCGGCCCAGCCGCAUGCAGCGUCAUCGAGCGGCGAGGGUCUGUCGUCAUCGGCAGUGUUGAUUGGCCAUCUGUAUGUGAUGACUCGCCCGGCGCCAUCGGAGGGCUUCGUUAGGAAGGGCACCAAGAUGGAGGAGCUGGUGCCUGAGCCCGAUGCAGCAGAGAAGACCAAGGACAAGCCGCCGGCGGCGGGGGACGAGCAGAGCCCGCAGUCCAAGAACGUGUUCGAAGCCUUGGCGCAGGAGCAGCAGCUGGAUGACAAGACGACCAAUGCCGAGGCAGCUGAUGCUGGUGCGAGUGUGGAGGCGGAGGUCGACGUGGCGGCCUCGCCGCAGGGCACCUCCUACUCCCUCCCCACCAUCAGCGUGAGGUCUUCAACGGACCUCAGAGUCAAUAGCGGCGACGAAUACAAUUUGUGGAAGCUCAAGGGCCACCUGUGGACGCAGGCCACCGCCAUCUUCGCUCCCGCAUCCUGCCCCGACGGCCUCGACGCAGUCACGCUCAUCCCACCCCCUCAGAUCAGGCUGCCGCCCGGGGCGUAUCGAGUCACCAACGGCCUGGUCGGCCCGGGGCUGCCACUAGAUGUGGAGGCAGCGGGAGGGAGAAUAGGCGACGAGGUCCACCGGCUGAUCACCCCGGUCGAGGGCGGGCUCUCCGCCAUCGCAUUGACGGCCGCCCCCUACCACCGCCUGAUCGGUGCCGUGUUGGUUGCCGGCUCCGUGAGCUCUUCAUCGAGCCCGAGGGGCAGCUCUGCGUCACUUCAGGAGGGGCAGUGGACGGCAGUUGAGGCGUGCGAGUCGGCAGAGCCCCGCAGGCUGACCCAUCCGAUAGAGUUCACCCCCGAGUGGCAGUCGCUUCAGAUGGGAGGCGUCAGCUCCAUCAAGUAUGUGCCCAGGGGAGGGGCAGCGGGGGGCGAGGGCGACGCGGGCACCACCGAAUCCAACUCGGUCGACCAUUCCGUCAACGCCAUGUUUACCACGCGGACGCGGCGGAUGCUGGGGCAGCUGAGGCGAUCGAUUGACCCACUGGCCAUGGCCACUGCGGGGUCGGACAGCGGCGAGAGGGAUCGAAUGGAGCUGAGACAGGAGGACAUGAUCCCCAUCGCGUCGAGCACAUGGGGCAGAUCGACGGAAGAGUUCUACAGCGGUGUCCUCGUCACGGGCCACAAGGACGGCAGCGUCAAACUGUGGGCGGUGUUCCACGCCCACCUGGUGCUCCUUCACGUCAUCUCGUGCAUCAGCAGCCCGCUCGACCACCCAUCCCGCCGUAGCUCGCGAGUGUUCGGUGAGGUGGGGAGUGACAGUGGCGGCGAGAGGUGCGUGUUGGAUGAGGCGGACAGCCGUCCAGUGGUGAGGCUGAUGCCGAUGGAGCCCUCGGUGAGUGCCGUGGAGGUGUGGGUGGACGCCAAGGAGCUCGAGAGGCGGGACUAUGUGGUGAUGGGGUGCGAGAGCGGGGAGGUGUGCGUGUGGAGAUGGCAGAUGACCGCUGCACCACUGGCGCCGUCCGAGUGCCUCGAGAUGCAAGUACAGCAAGUGAGUGAGCCGAGCGAGCCACAUUCCACCAGACAGGCAUGGGUGUGUGGAUGGAUGGAUGGAUGCUAUGUGUCUUCUUUGUCGCCGUUGGUUGCCUGCCUGCAGAUGGUUGAGACGGAGCCGGGUCAUGAGCAAGAGGUGCACGAGCAGCUCACAUCCGCCCAGAUCCCCUCUCCCUCGCAAUCCCCUUGUCCCUCCCAGCCUAUUGGUCCCCGACAAGCCAUGUUCAUGCGACAAGACACCCGAGACCAGAAGCAAGGCUCACCGACACACUCCCCCACACAUACACAUGGGAGGCAGCCCACCGGCCCCUCCGCCCCUCUGCUGUCAUACGGGUUUCAGUGCUGUCUGCGGGUCAUGCACCACCACAACCCCAUCACUGUCGUGGCCAUCGUACCCCUCUCGAUGCUCGAGACGCAGAAGCUGGUCCUCGUCUCUGCUGGUGAGGAAGGAGCGCACUGCAUGGUGCACACGCAAAGACGUCCGGGGGCGGUGGAAUUGAAGCAGCCCUUUGGUGUUUGCCCUGCUUGUCUGUGUGUGUGCAGACGCUAUGGGUCAGCUGUGCGUGACGGAUCUGACCACAGGGGACUGCCUGCUCAACAAACUAGUGCCAGAGGGGGAAACCAACGAGGGUGCCGCCCGCGAGCUGGCCAAAGCCUUCAGCGUGGGGUCUCUCGGCUGGACGUCCAUCGACGCAUUUACGCCCCUCAAAGCCACCCACCCCCUCAGCUUCUCGCAAACAGACCCAGCCGACUCACCAGAGGAGCCGCCGACUGACCUCCAGGCCACCACGCAAUGGACAAAGGGAUAUGGACUGAUCGGUCUGUCCAACGGGGAGCUGGUGCAGCUGGACUUUGCAGCCAAUACCGUGUUGACGGGGGCCGUGUACCGCACCACGCUGCCAGAGGGCGGACACAUCAUACUGCUGGAGGAGCUGGGCGGCGACGAGAGGGAGAGUGAAGGAGACGAGGGGGGUCGACGCAGCAGCGAGGAGUCAUCGAGCGGGGCAGCGAUGCCCAUUAAUGUGGUGGUGGCUGUGAGGGCGCACUGGGCGGGAAUCGUCCACUGCGACAAUGGACAGCCCGCAAGGGUGGGUGACGGGAGGCCAGGGCGUGGGAGUGGACGCAGAUGAGUGGUGUGUGUCAUGAGUUCUUUCUCUAUGGUUUGUGUGUGUGUGUGUGUGUGUGUGUGCAGGUGACGGGCGUUGCCUUUCAGCGAGAGGCGAUCCACGCCUGCACAGCCACAUUUGAGGGAUGCCCAUGCCUGGUACAUACGUAUGCCAACACACUCACUCACUCAUUCGUCUGCACAUCUCAUCCUUUAUGUCUGUCCCGGCGGCCACCAUCGCAGGUUAUCAUCUUCCGCGGCGGCCACGUGCACGUAUUCCUCAUUAGAGUCUCAGAGGAAGACCCGUCCCCCUCCCUCUCCCCCCUGCCCACCCUCACCCUCCACCUCGCAUCGUCCCUCUCGGCCCUGCAGCAGCUCCUCACACCCACGGACCGAUCGUCCAAGCUCCACCGAUUCAACCUGGCGUCAUUCGUGCCAACCCCCUCAUCCCACGCCCUCAUCGCCACCCGUCUGAGCGACGAGGAGACCUGGCGUGGCGGUGACCCAUCAGGCGUCUUUUGGACGUCCAUCGCACGGUCGUCACGGGACAAGGACGCCCGGUGGCGCGCCGACAACUGGCGAACACUCUCCAGGUUGUGUCAGUCAGUGGCGAUGGGCGAGCGAUGGCAGAGGGGGAGCGGGAGUGAGGAUGAUGGAGGGGGCGGGGUGCGGCCGACAUCCUUCUGGCAGAGCAUCAACCGGAACCUCUUUGGCGGGCCCAGGUCGGGGAGUCUGUCGGACUGGAUUGACGACGGGGCCAGCAGACGGGAGACCAACGGCGACCUCAUCGAUGCCCAGAGGGGGUGGAAACCUGCACAGGAAGACUUCUCGCCGGGACCUGGUACACACACACACACACACACACACAGAGAGAGAGACGGCUCGUACCAGUUAGUUCAUCAUCUUCCUCCCGUGCACGCAUCGUAUCGUGUGUGUCAUGCAGGCGAUCCGCAGUACAACCGUGCGUCGGUUCCCAAGCCCCGCCCGCCGCCCCCGCCCACGACGGCAGUGAGAAUGAGCGACCCUGACGUGGCGGCAUCGGCAUGGAUGGACCAGGUCCGCGCCACCAAGGCACCACCGCCGUCGACACGAGCAGCCGGCAAUGACACCAAUGCGGAGCGUCAGCGUGUGCGUGAGGGCGCGGCUGGGGUGCAGCAGUCGCUGGGGCAGGCCAAGGACACUGUGGGCAAGAACAUUGAGCGACUGCAGGUAAGUCGACGGACGGAUGCGGCGACAUUGAUUGAUUGCACGACUGGGUGGGACCUUUUCUGUGUCUGUCUGUCUUUGUGUUGUGUGUGGCCUGGACUGCCUGCAGGGUGUGUCGCUGAAAACCGACCAGUUGGCGGCCGAUGCCCAGGAGUUCUACAGCAUGGCCAAACAGGCAGGCAGAACAAACUAUAGCCAGGAGCAGAAACUCACAACCUCUUAUCUGUUUGCGGCCCUGUUUGUCCGCAGUUGGCCAACCGCUACAAGUAAAGAGAGAGUGAGUCGACGAGCUCGCAGGGCAGGCGGCGAAGGUUUUCAGUGCGUGUGCUGCUGGUGCGGUCUUGUGGGGUGUGUAGAUCUGCGCCAGUGAGUGCAGACAGACGAUAGAUGGAUUGAUUAUGUAGGCCAUUCAUUUCGUAUUGUGUGUGACGCGACGUUUUGUGAGACGUGCCAUGCGAACGAGCAACCAUUCAUUCAUUCAUUCACAUGCCA